ACACACUUUCGACAACUUCAAUUCACUGCGACACCGUGUAACUUUGUGCUCACUGCCACUUCAACCAUUGUCGCAAACUUACAUCAAUCAACCUACCUAUAACUUCCUACUUUUCUCCACACCGUGGAAAGAUCGUCACGAUGGUGAAGGAGACGAAGUUAUAUGAUCAGCUCGGCGUCAAGCCGGAUGCUUCACAAGACGAGAUCAAGAAGGGAUAUCGCCUAGUGAGAAAAACCGCGCUAAAAUGGCAUCCGGACAAGAACAAAGACAAUCCCGAUGCGAGCGAGAAAUUCAAGGAAUGCUCCCAAGCCUACGAAAUUCUGUCCGACCCUGAAAAGCGCAAGGUGUAUGACCAGUUUGGCCUUGAGUUCCUGUUGCGGGGCGGUUCGGCUGCUCCGCCGGGUGAGAACCCCUUUGCCGGCGGCGGUCCAGGUGGUAUGCCUGGUGGCUUUGAGGGCUUCGGUUUUGGCAGUGGCAUGCCGGGCGGUGGAGAAAGAACCUACCACUUCAGCACAGGCGGAGGAGGUGGCGGCGGUGGCUUCAACUUCAGCAAUGCGGAAAACAUAUUUGCCGAAUUCAUGCGGAAUGGCGGAAGUGGCGGCGGUGUCGGCGGACUGGACAGCGAAGAUAUCGCCGGUAUCUUUGGUGGCAUGGGCCCAAUGCCGCGGUCAGCAGGCGGAUCAGCACGCUCCAGUCGUAUGCGCAGUAGCACGGGAUUUGGUGGCCCUGACCCGUUCCGUAGCAGUGCGCGCGAGGCAACCCCCGAAGUCACCACGGUAGAACGCGGAUUACCGCUCACGCUGGAAGAGCUGUUCAACGGCGUCACAAAGAAGAUGAAGAUUAAGCGUAAAACGUUCGAUGACAGCGGAAAGCGUACUACCAGCGAUCAAGUGCUGGAGGUGCCCAUCAAGCCCGGCUUGAAGAAGGGUAGCAAGAUUAAGUUUAAGGGUGUGGGAGACCAGGAAGAGGGCGGCAAGCAGGAUUUGCACUUCAUAGUAGAAGAGAAAAAACAUCCUCUUUACGUCCGCGAUGGCGAUGAUUUGAUCCACACCAUGGACCUCCCUCUGAAGGAGGCGUUGACGGGCUGGAAACGUACCGUGACGACGAUUGACGGCAGGCAACUCACCAUCGAUAAGGGGGGCCCCACUGCACCAGGCAGUUCGGAUACAUAUCCGAGUCUAGGCAUGCCGAUUUCCAAAAAGCCCGGUGAGAGAGGCAACUUCAUCAUCAAGUAUAACGUCAAAUUCCCCACGACUUUGACAGCGCAGCAAAAGACAGAACUCAAGAGGAUCCUAUAGAGGACAGCAUUUGAGUAUGAGGCAGUUUGGCGUUUUACUGGAUGGAAGGCGUUGUGGUUGACCACUUUCGACACGAAGGGACGAGGACAUGAUUUAUCGUUUGACGUGAGGUAAUACAAAAAAGCCUACCAAUGAUGUGAAGGUGAUACCUCACUUGGCAUAAGGUCAAGUAUGAGGUUUGUAGGUGAAUACUUGCGAACGAUGACUGGAUGUAUAGAUUCGUAGGCAAUACGGAUAGGUCUAUAAUGACGGCAUUCCCACCAUUUUCUAGAUCAUGGAAUUAGUGCAGAGACACGUGAACGUGAAUGAAUGGCACUCGCCAUGGAC
Pseudomassariella vexata is the source of this 1625-nucleotide messenger RNA. Its product is annotated as DnaJ domain-containing protein. Lineage: Eukaryota; Fungi; Ascomycota; Sordariomycetes; Amphisphaeriales; Pseudomassariaceae. The transcript has 4 exons. The coding region runs from base 141 to 1298 and encodes 385 amino acids. The record is from RefSeq and is a predicted model, not a curated record. Gene Ontology annotation, cellular component: cytosol. Gene Ontology annotation, molecular function: protein-folding chaperone binding. Gene Ontology annotation, biological process: translational initiation.